This is a messenger RNA of Giardia duodenalis, 1047 nucleotides long. RefSeq names its product putative La ribonucleoprotein. Gene Ontology annotation, molecular function: mRNA binding. Gene Ontology annotation, cellular component: nucleus. Lineage: Eukaryota; Fornicata; Diplomonadida; Hexamitidae. Gene Ontology annotation, biological process: RNA processing. The record is from RefSeq and is a predicted model, not a curated record. The coding region runs from base 1 to 1047 and encodes 348 amino acids. The transcript has a single exon.
AUGGACAUUGGAAACGCGCCGCGCAACGCUCUCACGCAGCUUGAGUACUACUUCUCUAACUAUAACAUCACCCGUGAUAAGUGGAUGCUCGACAAGCUUCGAGAAUCGACAGAUCAGUCUAUUGAGCUUUCCGUGGUGAACGACUUUCCAAAGCUGAAGGCCUACGGCCUGACACCUGAGCAACUCCGUGACGCUGCCAUUGACUCACCAGUCAUUGAGGUGUCAAGCGAUCUUAGGGUUAAACGUCGCGCUCCCAUUCCCGCCAACUACCAGCCGGAGCCCCUCACCCUCUAUAUAAAGGGUUGGCCGCUGGGGUUCACGGUUGAUACCAUCAGGAUUUUCUUUCGCGAUGUCCUUAAAGUUCGUAUAGAACACGUGGGGUUGCGCUACCUCUCAGGCAAGGAGCGGAAAUUUAAGGGAUCUGCAUUUAUUGUGUUUUCGACUCUGGAGGACUGCGAGGAAUGCUGGAAGCGCUUUGGCUCUCAGGAGAUAGAAACAGAAGAGGCAGUUGCUCGUGCGAAGUCCUUAUCUGAGUUGGAACCUGCCGCAUUAACAGAGGAGCUGAGCAAGAAUCUUAUUGUGCUUAAGCUGGAUAGUUGGAAAGCCGGCAGCAAAAAGGGGAAGCAGUCGGCCGCGUCUAAGAAGCAGAUGACAAUCACUAAAGGGAUGAUACUCAAACUUACGGGUAUAGGGCGACUAGGGUUUGAUGAGCAGUCGAAUGCAGUCAAGUCUGACUUUGUACCCGUGUCUGACGCACCCAAGGACCAGGCUCCAUCGCGGGAUGUUCUCAAGAGCGUCUUCUCCCAGUUCGGGGUCAUUAAGUUCAUUGAUUUUCAGCCUGGUGCAGAAGUGGGGUAUGUCCGCUACCACACAGACCACCCUGCAGCAGCAGAGGCUGCGGUGAAAGAGUACUCUAACAAGGAACUUGUUCUCUGUGGAGGGACGUGCAAAGUGGAGUUACUAGCAGGGGACGAGGAGUUGCAGUACUACGAAAAGAUUAGAAAGGCAUCCGACAGCCUCACAGCGAAGCGCAGGGUUAAGCAGUGA